Messenger RNA from Spirometra erinaceieuropaei, 3421 nucleotides. The record is from the annotation of a GenBank genome assembly. Lineage: Eukaryota; Metazoa; Platyhelminthes; Cestoda; Diphyllobothriidea; Diphyllobothriidae.
AUGCGUUAUAAGCCCAUCACUGCCAACCCCCAUGUCGUAGUGGGAAAUCUUCGGGAGAAAACUCCCCUGCCAGCCAGUAGCGGCGACAAACUUGGUCAGUCCAACCUCCCAAAGUUGCCUGCUCCACAUUUUCGACAGGAGUUCCUCCAAAAAUUCCUCGUAGACACUGGUGCUGAUAUUGGUCAGAUUCUGUCCUCUUUGACUGACCGUAAGUCACCGAACUCUUCACUUUUUCUCCAGACAGCUAGUAGUCCCCCCAGUAAAACACUUUGUUAACUAUUUCUAACUUUAGACCUUGGGUUACGACGUUCUUUCCGCAGGAUAUUUACUAUUGCUGAUGUUCAUACCGCUAUUUUCGCCACCAAUUUUAUAUCCUUCUUCGGUCUCCUCGUUGAUAUCAGGUCCCAUAAACUUCUCGGCCCGAUGACAUCCUUGUAUUCUAAUUGCUCAAUUCGUAUCAUUUCAUCCCCUGGCCCAUGCAUUUUAACAAUUCGUUUGCCCACUCCUUAUCAUCGUUUGCUUUCGGAAUUUCGAACUGUUACCCGGCCUUUACAGUUUGACCAGGCUAUUAAAAAUCCCGUCAUGCAUUAUAUUUCGACUACGGCACCACCUGAGUUUAGCCGUCCUCGUCGUUUAGCGGCUGACAAGUUAACUAUCGCCAAGGCUGAAAUCAGCCUUAUGAUGCAGCUUGGCAUAGUUUGACCCUCGACUAGUCCAUGGGCCGCCCCUCUGCAUAUGGUUUACAAAAAGUCUGUCACAGACUGGUGUCCAUGUGGUGAUUGUCGACGAUUAAACAACUUCACUGUCCCUGACAGAUAUCUGCUUCUCCAUCUCCAUGACGUUUUCUCUAGCCUGGCCGGGGCAACGAUAUUUUUAAGCACUGACCUAUUAAAAGCCUUCUAUCCAAUCCCCGUUGCUCCAGAAGACAUCCCAAAAACGGCGAUUACGACCCCAUUCGGUUUUUUCGAAUUCGUCAGGAUGCCUUUUGGACUCCGUAACUACACCCAGAAUGUUCAACGUUUCAUUAACAAGGUCAUCUGUGACUUACCUUUCCAUUUUGUUUAUGUCGCUGAGCUUAUGGUUGCAAGUUCCAAAGAACAUCAGCAGCUACAACAUAUGUCUCAUUCUUGAGAGGCUGAGCCCAUUUGGCGUUUUCGUCAACUCUAAAUGCAUUUUUAGCCUUCUCUCGCUCAUGUCCCCAGGACACCUGGAAGGUGUUUUAUGUUGACACCCCAUAAACGCUAAAGUUUGAACUAUUCGCGAAUUCCUCGCUCCCACUUCUUUCGGGCAACUGUGUCGUUUCAUAGGUCUUGCCAAAUUUUACCGACACUUCACCCCACACUGCGCUCAAUUAAUGUUACUGUCGAAAGCGGUGUGGUCGGCAGACAAAGAUUCCCAAAUCAGAAGUCAGGAAAGACGGAUUGGAUUGAACAACCCUUACUGCUGAGCAAGUGCUUGCAUAAAGGCUCUGCAAGCAGUCGCCGCGAGCGGUCUCUCCAGGCAAAUCGUGCUGCGUCCUCCGUCGACGUGCUCAGACCCGGCGCGUGUGCGCCCUUCGAUGUCUCAGAGUCCGCCAACCAAUCAGAAGAGGGGCAACGUUGAUUGGCUUCGAGCACUCGCAAGGCUAGUAACAAGCCUCGCGCGUCCCAGCAGCGGAUUGACGGAGCGAGCCGGACAGGAGGACAGCUGUAACAGCCGGAGAUGUGACUAGGAACCCGCCCUUGGUUACUUUAAUGUACACCCACGCUAGACAGCAUUCUUCUUCCGUUUCUCUUACAGGGACUGCGCCUCCGAGGUCGCGUGCGGACAAAUAACCCCCAACUCCUAAAAGCUCGUUAUAGCAUUUUUGAUAUUCGCCAUUAAGAAUUUUUGUAACUUCGAUAAAGACAGAGGGCUUUGUGUUUACACUGACAACAAACCUCUUACUUAUGCCUUUUCCAUUCCCUCUGACAAGUAUUCGUCCCGUGAAGCUCGCCAUCUUGAUUUUAUCUCUCAGUAUACCAUACAUAUUCGAUUUCUUAAAGGACCCGCUAAUCGGAUCGCUGGGUGUCUAUUCCGACCUGGAAUCAAUGCCAUUACUCGCCUUCCCAUCGAUCCGGAGCGCAUGGCCGAGCUGCAGCAGCAGCCGGAUUUUUCUGAAGAACCAGAACAUACCAGCCUUCAGCAUAAAGCCAUCCCUCUGUUCGCCACCUCCAAUACAAUCUUGUGCGAUGUGUCUCGCGAGUUCUCUCGUCCUAUAGUACCAAGCGAGAUCCGACGAGAUGUUUUCACAGCGUUACACACUCUUGCCCACCCUGGCAUCCAGGCUACUCAGCGCCUCGUCGGCGGCCGGUUCGUCUGGCCUAGUAUGAACACUGAUAUCCGCCUGUGGACUCGCCAGUGUUUGGUCUGUCAGAAAGCCAGAAUCGGACGUCGCAAGAAAGACCCAACUGGGACCUUUCUUGCGCCCGAUACACGUUUAGUGCAUUUGCACGUAGAUCUCAUGGGUCCCUUGCCAACAUCCCGUGGUUGCAACUAUUUUCUAACUGUUAUUGACCAAUUUACGCGAUGGCCCAUCGCAACUCCAAUUCCAAACGUCGCUGCAGAUACUGACGCUCGUGCCUUUUUGAAACACUGGAUUUCCUAUAAUGGUGUCCCCAUUACUAUUACCACCGACCGUGGCCAGUAAUUUGAAUCUAAACUUCUUAAGGCCCUUACAGACCUCUUCGGGUGCUCUCGCGUACGCAAGGCAGCUUACCAUCCCUCAUUCAAUGGUCUAGUUGGGCGUUUCCACCGUGGACUCAAGACCUCGCUCCGGGACUAUGAUAACCUCACUCAUUGGAAUGAGCAUUUCCCUUCGGUCAUGCUCGGUAUCCGCACCUCGCUAAAACCUGACUUGGAGUGCUCCACUGCCGAACUUGUUUACGGGACUGCCCUACGGAUUCCUGGCGACUUUUUCGGCCCAUCCCAGACCUUUUCUGAUCUGGAUGCAACCGAUUAUGUCCAACGGUUGGGCCAAGCAAUAGUUAAUCUCUGGGCCAUACCCCCACGCGCUCCAGUAAGUAAGUCAUAUAUUGGCCCUACCUUGCUAACAUGUUCUUUUGUGUUUGUCCGCGUAGAUAGUGUUUAUAAGUCACCACAACGACCGUACGACGGACCAUUUCGAGUCCUGUCGCGCACGGAGAAGCGUUUCAAAAUCGUUCGUGGCGAUCACACCGAAGUGGUAUUACCGAUCGGUUGGAGGUGGCCUAUACUGACCCUCCAUCGCCCACCCCAAAAGAUCAGCCUUCUUCACCUGCCAAAAUGCCUUCUUCGAUCUCCCCGCCUCCGCUUCCACCAUAUAACUCUGUUCAUUCUCCUCUCCUCCCAAUUCCACCCCACUACGCGCAGCAGUCGUCGUGUCCGUUUCCCUGAUCGUUACCAACUUGUACAUCAUGCCUGA